Messenger RNA from Phyllopteryx taeniolatus (common seadragon), 2729 nucleotides. It is a transcript of the gene chrdl2, whose product is annotated as chordin-like 2. The transcript is spliced from 11 exons. The record is from RefSeq and is a predicted model, not a curated record. The coding region runs from base 71 to 1381 and encodes 436 amino acids. Gene Ontology annotation, molecular function: protein binding. Lineage: Eukaryota; Metazoa; Chordata; Actinopteri; Syngnathiformes; Syngnathidae.
UGUAGGAGCAUACAUAAUAUUUUACUGUGUACUUCUCGGACCGUAUCGCGCACGAGUUGGGGUUGAAAAAAUGAAGUCCCUGUUGGUGUCGUUCAUGCUCGUUUUGUGUGCAGAUGCCGAGCUGAGAGGCCGCAAAGGCUCAGGGGUUUUGUGCAUCUUUAAAGACAAGACAUUCAAGCCAGGAGACAGUUGGCAUCCUUUUCUCGAGCCCUUUGGACUCAUUCUGUGCAUACGCUGCUUCUGCACUGAGAGAGGCCAUGUGAAAUGCAGUACAAUUAAGUGUCCUCCUCUGCCUUGUGGCAAGCCAGUAGCCGACCCAGAGCAGUGUUGCCCACGUUGCACAGAUGAGCCCAAGAUCCCUGCAGGUCUGAGAGCUCCAGUGAAGUCGUGCAGAUAUAAUGGUAGUGUCUAUCAACCAGGAGAGACCUUCACCAAGCAUAACCUCCCAGCCAAGCCAAGCAACCAGUGUGCCAUGUGCUCAUGCUCUAAUGGAAACAUCUUCUGCGCAGUUAAAACUUGCCAACCAAUCAGUUGCUCCUCCCCGGUCACACUUGCAGACACCUGCUGUUUGGUGUGUAAAGACUUCAGCACCAGUGGGUCGUCAUCAGCAGAGGAUGGAAACCAGCAGCUGAACAGAGGCGUUAGACAUUCAGUGGACCAGUGUUCUGGAGAGCUGGAUAGAAUACAGUCCCCCCGGGUCAGGACUUCUCCCAGACGCGUGAGCCUGAAUAAACUUAACUUCAGAGGGGCUUCAGAGACCACUGUGAAGAUUUUGUUGCAGAGGAAACAUGAGAAAGCGUGUUUAUACAAUGGCAAGACGUACUCGCAUGGAGACAUGUGGCACCCGGUUUUGGGGAAGGUCCUGGAAUGCAUCGUGUGCUCUUGUAGCGACGGCCUGCAGGAGUGCAAACGCAUCACGUGUCCCAGCCAGUAUGCGUGCCAACAUCCGGUCAAGUCACCAGGAAAAUGCUGCAAGACGUGUUCAGAACAUAAAGUUGCAAGUAACCAGACUCGGUGUAACUUGGGCUACAAAAGUAAACUUUUGGUGUAUAAAGUGGAAUCAGCUUUGAAAGUUGACUCCCCCAACACAGUUCGGAUAAUGGCUAUUGAAAGAACAAGUACUGCUGAGGUGGAGGUACAAGUGUGGAAGAUGGUUGAUGGUAUUUUACAACUGAUGGAAAUUGGAGAUGUUCAAAGGAAAGAUAUUCAGGAUCAUCCUGAAAAUUACACAUUACUGACAACAGUUGAUGAAGAGAUGUGGGGGAAAUUCAAAGAGGGAGGGGCCAAACUGGAUCAAGCCCAGACCAUUUGUGAAGAUGGCAUUCGGGAGAUGGUGAUGUUUCUCGAUCCCAAGCAGGUCGAAGGCCUGUGCUCGCCCUAACUUGCUUUCUGUAUUGAAUUGUGACUGGACAGUUUUGGGACUUUAUUAAUGCAUACUUAAACUGCAUGGAAAUAAUUUGCUAUUCCAAGAUAUGGGGCCACCAGCUACUUGGUAUGUAAAAUUAUUAUUUUUAGUAUACAUAUUUAUUGUAAAUACUACAUUUUCUCACAUGAUGUCAAGUCCUGUUAUUAGUAGACCAUUCAUACUGGCCAGCAGGGGGCAACUGCUAAAUGAAUAAACUUGUGAAAAGUGAAAAGGACUUUCAAGGCGCCAAUUUAGCUAUGAUAUGCUGUGAUAUAUUAACCAGAGAAAUUAGCACAGUUAAACAUUUUCCAAAUUACAUUGGAACCUUUCGGGUUGAAAACAAUCGGUUCGUUACAUGUUGCAUGGUGUUUUAGUGGUUAGCACGUUUGUCUUACAGCUCGGUAAUCCGGGUUCAAACAUCUUUGUGCUUGUACUUCCCAUGCUUGCAUUGGGGUUCUGGUGGUCCUGACAUGCAAAUUACUAGGUUAAGUGAAAACUAAUUAUAUGUGAAUGAUUUUUGGUCUAUACAGUAUGUGUCCUGCGACUGGUUGGCAACCAGUCCAGGAUGUACCCAGGGUGCACUCUGCUUCUCAUCCAAAAUCAGCUGGGACAGUUUUCAAGUACCCGCAGCUGUAAUGAAGCAGCGGUAUAAUGUAGAAAAUGGAUGGAGGGACAGUCUGUUCUAACUUGGGCUCUGAUUUGUCCAGAAUUGUGAAAAAAAUAAACAAAGUGAAGCCAUUAUAAAAAUUUCAUUAACUCUAUACUGCAGGUCAAUCUUUAAUCAUCAAUCAUAAAACAUCAAUUAAUAAUAAAACAUACACAAGUCGAUUUGCAGAGACCGGACAAAUUUCACUGUUUUAACAUUUGUAGGCUACUUGUUGUUACACAACUCUACAAAGGAGGAGGUUAGCCUUUGUUACAUGUAAAAAAGGACACUGUUAAAUGUGAAACAAUAAAACACUAUCGAAACUUUAUCAUAACUUUAAUAUUAACACUAAUAAUGCAUAUUAAGAUGGACUGAGCGACCCUAGUGAGGAGAAGCGGCUCAGAAAAUGGAUGGAUGGAUGGAUGAAUGUAAAUCUACUUACAUCAUGUAACUGGACGUUCCACUGUAGCUGUUUGUGUCAAGUGUACAUCAUGAUGUUUAUUUUGUUUAGUACAGUACUUUCUCAGUACAAUAUGACAAUGAGACAACAAACCCAAAUGUGUAAAUGUGGUUAUAAUAGGCCUAAAGAUGGUGGCAGCUUAUUUGGAUAUGUUGUUAUUCAGAAUCCACAAAAAUACAACCUGUUUAAUGUUGAAACCAUAAAUGAUUUUGUUUUUA